UGCGAAACAAACAAACAAAACAACACCGCGGAACAACCAGCCAGUGAUCAGCGUGUGCAUCGGGGUGCAGUGACGACAAGGGUGUGUCUGUGUGCAAGUCAUCAGCGUGAUGGCUGGCCCAGUUCUUGUUCGGCGCCUUCUUCUGUGUGUGGUGGUUGUUGUUGUUGCUGUGGUGGUGGUGGGUUGUGACACCUGUUUUGCGGGAAACACGCCCAAGAGCCCCGACCACGAUCAUCAUCAUCAUCAUCAACAACAACGACAACAACAACGACAACAACACGAUCGUCAGCAGGACCAGAAGCUGCCGUGGAUCACGGCGUCUGGGGAGGAUGCGCUGCUGCGCGAUGAGCAAGGGCGUGUUCGCGUGUUCCACGGCGUGAACCACGUGCAAAAGGCCUUUCCGUGGUACCCGCCCAUCCUGCUCAACACCACCUACAUCAAAGAGAUGGCGUCGCUCGGCGUGAACGUCGUGCGCCUGGGGUUCAUGUGGUCUGGCGCAGAGCCGAGCGAGGGGAACUUCAACAUGACCUAUUACCAAACCAUCGACACCAUUGUCGCGCAGCUGGCCAACCACAACAUAUACACCCUCCUGGAUGUGCACCAGGACGGCUUCUCCUCAAAGUUCUGCCUGUACGACGGCAUCCCACUGUGGGUGGCAAACCGCAGCGUUGCGCGGCGGCCGUUCCCCUGGCCCAUGCAGGGCGGCUGCUCCUCCCGGCCCUGGGCGGCCAACGAGCUGACGGAGGCGUGCGGGCAGGCAUACGACGACCUCUACCACAACGUCAGGGGCAUGCGCGAUGCCUUCAUCAAGUUCUGGUCCUUCUCCGCAGACUACUUCAAGAACAACUCCAACAUCAUUGGCUACGAGCUCAUCAACGAACCGUUUGCGGGCGACGUGUACGCGAAGCCGGAGCUGUUCCUGCCCGGGGUGGCGGGCCGAGAGAACCUGGCCCUGCUGUAUGAUGCCGUGGCACCGGCCAUCCGCCAGCGAGAUCAGCGCCACCUCAUCUUCUACGAGCCCGUCACGUGGGGCAUGGUCUUCAACGGCAGCGUGGUUGGCUCCGGGUUCCAGCACGUGCCGGGUGGCGCUGCCCACGCCAACAAGAGCGUGUUUUCGUUCCACUACUACUGCUGGUUCUUUGACAUCCCGGGCAACGCGAGCACGUGGCGCCGCGCCGCUUGCGAUGACGCCCUUGGCCCGCAGGUCUUCAACGCCGUGCAGAGGGACGUGGGCUAUCUUGGUGGCGCGUCGUUCCUAACGGAGUUUGCGGCGACCACGUGCGACCCGUCGUCGGGGGCCAGUGAGGAGUGCACGGCCGUGCUGGACCUGUGCGACGAGCACCUUGUGUCGUGGAUCCACUGGCCGACAGACACGGACUACCCUGGCGGCGUUUACGACUGGGCAGCGUAUGCGGCGCUGGGCCUCUCACGCCCUUACGCAGCUGCAGUCGCUGGCUUGGUGCAGUCUGUCUCGUUCAACAACGCCACGCGCACCUUCCACAUGUGCAUGCAGUUUACGGCUCUAACCCCGUCAGCCAAGACAGUUGUGCGCUACGACAAGACGCACAUGUACGCGAGCGGCGUGUACAUCCGCCCGAGCGGCGGCCUCUCUAUUGCCACCGUCUCCGACCAUGACGUUGUUCUCAUCAGCCAGCAAACGCAGGGCAGCGGGUGUGUCACCCUCUCUCCUCCACCAGAUAACGCACCCGAUACAGCGGUGGCGGCAGCAACAACAGGAACAACAGGAACCAGAACAGGCGGCAAAGGUGCAGCUUGAGGUGAGAUUGAGUUGCGCGUGCGUGUGUGCGUGAAGCGGAAGCGAGCCUGUGAUGACACAGGGACACACAGAGAGACAAGAACGCGGGGACGGCAGACGAGUGAGUCGAUGCGUUGUGCAGAGGGUGCUUUCGUCAAUGCCUUACUACAUUACAUUACAUGAGUUUAUUGAGAACAACACUCCAUGUGUGCAUGCUGAGUUGAAUUGAGAUUUACGUUGGGUUGUUUAUUUCUUCCUUCCGCGUCACGGUGACUGUGGCCGACAAUGGUCAAUCAAUUCCAAACUCUUCUCCAAUACAUCUGCUCUGAUCGUCCUUGUGAACAUCACGGUCACGCAGCCCCGC
Molecule: messenger RNA, 2120 nt
Organism: Salpingoeca rosetta
Lineage: Eukaryota; Choanoflagellata; Craspedida; Salpingoecidae
Exons: 1
Coding region: 110-1777 (555 amino acids)
Molecular function (GO): hydrolase activity, hydrolyzing O-glycosyl compounds
Source: RefSeq, a predicted model, not a curated record